Molecule: messenger RNA, 1471 nt
Organism: Epinephelus moara (kelp grouper)
Lineage: Eukaryota; Metazoa; Chordata; Actinopteri; Perciformes; Serranidae
Gene: pcid2
Product: PCI domain containing 2
Exons: 15
Coding region: 127-1326 (399 amino acids)
Biological process (GO): transcription elongation by RNA polymerase II; poly(A)+ mRNA export from nucleus; post-transcriptional tethering of RNA polymerase II gene DNA at nuclear periphery
Cellular component (GO): transcription export complex 2
Molecular function (GO): RNA binding; double-stranded DNA binding
Source: RefSeq, a predicted model, not a curated record
UCGGAAGCCGACCUUGCUGACCCGGAAGUUGUUUGGAGCCGCGGUAAGCAUUGAAUGAAGUGAGACACGGCGGGCUGUUCUCUGCUUUAAACCUUCGCUCUAACAGGUUGAAGCUCUGCGGCCGUCAUGGCUCACAUCACCAUCAACCAGUACCUGCAACAGGUUUACGAGGCCAUCGAUAACCGAGAGGGCUCAUUCUGCGCCGAGCUGCUCUCCUUCAAACACCCACAUGUCGCCAACCCACGCCUCCAGCUGGCUAGUCCAGAGGAGAAGUGUCAGCAGCUCCUGGAGCCGCCAUACGAUGAGAUGGUCGCCGCUCACCUCAGGUGUACCUACGCAGUGUCCAAUCACGACUUUGUUGAAGCCUACAAGUUCCAGACUCUCGUCGUUCAGUCCUUCCUGAGAGCCUUCCAGUCCCACAAAGAAGAGAACUGGGCUCUGCCGGUGAUGUUCGCUGUCACUCUGGAUCUCAGGAUAUUUGCCAACAAUGCGGAGCAGCAGCUGCAGAAGAAGGGUAAAGGUCAGCCGGGGGAGAUGUUGGAGAAGGCUGCGGAACAGCUGAUGAGCUGCUUCAGAGUGUGUGCCAGCGACAAUCGAGCAGGGAUCGAGGACUCAAAGAAGUGGGGGAUGAUGUUUCUGAGUAACCAGCUGUUUAAGAUCUACUUUAAGAUCAAUAAGCUGCACCUGUGUAAACCUCUGAUCAGGGCCAUUGACAGCUCCAACCUGAAGAACGACUACAGCCCCGCCCAGAAGGUCACCUACAAAUACUACGUGGGCCGCAAGGCCAUGUUCGACAGCGACUUCAAGCCAGCGGAGGAGUUCCUGUCCUACGCCUUCCAUCACUGUCAUCGAUCCAGUCAGAAGAACAAGAGGAUGAUCCUCAUCUACCUGCUGCCUGUCAAGAUGCUGCUGGGUCACAUGCCGACUCAUCAGCUCCUGAAGAAGUACGACCUCAUACAGUUUGCUGAUGUCACCAGAGCAGUGAGUGAGGGGAACCUGCUGCUGCUGAACGAGGCUUUGUCCAAACACGAGACCUUCUUCAUCCGCUGUGGGAUCUUCCUCAUCCUUGAGAAGCUCCGCAUCAUCACCUACAGGAACCUCUUCAAGAAAGUGUACCUCCUGUUGAGGACGCACCAGCUUCCUUUGGAUGCCUUCCUGGUGUCUCUGAAGAUGAUGCAGCAGGAGGACGUUGACAUUGACGAGGUGCAGUGUAUCCUCGCCAAUCUCAUCUACGUGGGUCACAUCAAAGGUUACAUCUCCCAUCAGCACCAGAAGCUCGUGGUCAGUAAACAGAACCCGUUCCCUCCUCUGUCUUCAGUCUCUUAGACUACGUUACCCACAAUCCCCUCUGGCUGCUGCGCUCUACAUUACCCACAAUCCUCUCUGGCUGCUGCUCCUGGAAACUCUUCACAACGUCGUUUUUUAUUUUGUUGUGUAACAAAAAGUCUAAUAAAACAGCUACUGGUUCGUA